AUCGCCCUGCCCCUGCUCUUCGCGGGCAUCCUCAUUGUGCUGCGUCAGCGCGUGCCCUUCAAGGACUACCCCAACGCCACCCUCUACCAGAGCUUCUCCGUGGAUGGCCUGCCCUACCCACUGGACCAGUUCUACCAUCACUACCAGUUGGCCUACGUGCCGGGCAACGCCAGUGUGGUGCGGCGGGUGGCGGAGGACGUGCAGCGCAGCCUAGGCCCCGCCAUCAGUUCAGGUGAGUAAAGGCGAGAGUGUGAGGGCUGUGGAGAGCCUAGAAAUAGAAUGGUGACGAGGAUGUGGCAGAGUGGAGCUUUUAACCAUGGUUGUAGCCAUAUGGUUCUGAUGAUGUGAUGAUGAUAGUGAUGAUAGUGAUGAUGAUGGUUUAGAUGGGAACGGAUGAUGAUGUUGAGUUUGACUAAAACCUCAGAACACAAGAUGAUCCUCUGCUGGAAAAAACAAUACUGUCUUAUCAUGAAAACAAGCUAAUUUCUGCCAGUUUAAGUGCAUCCUAUAGUGAGAGGCCAUCUCAUAGAGAGAAGAUGGGACUGGUCUACCAAGUCUUUGUAGCGGUUUGGGUCAGAGGCUCCGUCUGUCUGUCCAGCCUGUGUCUGUGUUCUGCUGUGAGGUGACUGGGACCUAAUCUCUGUGCUGGUCACUGUCCUGCAUGGAGUUGUAUCUUAUAAUGGAUGCAAAAAUUGAUGGAAAAUGUAAUGCAAACCCUAAUGCAAAUGUCACAGUUUAGUUUGGGUUGCCCAGGUGUAGUCAGUGUGUCAUUGUCUCGAACAGAGAACAUUAUUGCCUUUGUUGAGUUCAAUUUCAUUUGGGGUUACUUACAGCUUGCCUGUGUGUGCGUGAAAGCUUGUUACUGCAUCCUGACCUGUGAAAGAUGACCCCUUAGCUGUUCAGAGGAAGGUUGUAUGGCCAUACACAACAUCAGGACAAUAAUUUUAUCAUCACUUAAGUGCAGAUUUGUGAGAUUCUAUAAGCAUGGACCUGUAAAAAUCAUUGGCUAUAGUGUUAAAGAAAGCCCUGAGCAUUUGAAACCCAGUCACAUACAAUACUGUUACUGUAAUGACCCCAUUUUCCCUGGAAAGCAAAGCCCACAUUGCCAUUCAUUGAAUUACUAGAUUGAAUCACACUUUUGUCCCAGUGCCCUGUAGGUCAAUGAUCUCUUCCUGUGGCAUGCAUUUAGCCAAUUACACUCUAUGCUAGGCAUUAUGGGUGGAAGUUGCAGUUUCUGUGACCAGUGGCACAGCUUUGAUACUGUAAAGGCAAAUCUAUUCAAUAGGAAUCUACUAUGUUAUAGUUAAGCCUGUGUCACUGCCUUGUAUGUUGUUGUACUGUUGUAGGCUGAUCUAUUCAAUAGGAAUCUACAAAUGUUGUUAUAGUGGGCUCUGUAGCCUGUUAUAGUAGGCUGUUAUAGUAGCCUGUUAUAGUGGGCUCUGUAACCUAUUAUAGUAGGGCCUGUAGCCUGUUAUAGUGGGCUCUGUAGCCUAUUAUAGUGGGCCUGUAGCCUGUUAUAGUGGGGCCUGUAGCCUGUUAUAGUGGGGCCUGUAGCCUGUUAUAGUAGGCCCUGUAGCCUGUUGUAGUAGGCACUGUAGCCUGUUAUAGUAGGCCCUGUAUCCUGUUAUAGUAGGCCCUGUAGCCUGUUAUAGUGGGCCCUGUAGCCUGUUGUAGUGGGCCCUGUAGCCUGUUAUAGUGGGCCUGUAGCCUGUUAUAGAGGGCCUGUAGCCUGUUAUAGUGGGCCCUGUAGCCUGUUAUAGUGGGCCUGUAGCCUGUUAUAGCGGGCCCUGUAGCCUGUUGUAGCGGGCCCUGUAGCCUGUUGUAGCGGGCCCUGUAGCCUGUUGUAGCGGGCCCUGUAGCCUGUUGUAGCGGGCCCUGUAGCCUGUUGUAGCGGGCCCUGUAGCCUGUUGUAGUGGGCCCUGUAGCACUGUUGUAGUGGGCCUUGUAGCCUGUUGUAGUGGGCCUUGUAGCCUGUUGUAGUGGGCCCUGUAGCCUGUUGUAGUGGGCCCUGUAGCCUGUUGUAGUGGGCCCUGUAGCCUGUUGUAGUGGGCCCUGUAGCCUGUUGUAGUGGGCCCUGUAGCCGUUAUUUUGGAUACCAUGGCUAUGCCCCCAUAGGAUGACAAUGCCCCCAUCCACAGGGCACGAGUGGUCACUGAAUGGUUUGAUGAGCAUGAAAAUGAUGUAAACCAUAUGCCAUGGCCGUCUCAGUCACCAGAUCUCAACCCAAUUUAACACUUAUCAGGGGGUUUUGGAGCGGCGCCUGAGACAGUGUUUUCCACCACCAUCAACAAAACAACAACUGAUGGAAGAAAGGUGUCGCAUACCUCUAAUAGAGUCCCAGACACUUGUAGAAUGUAUGCCAAGGCACAUUGAAGCUGUUCUGGCUCGUGGUGGCCCAACACCCUAUUAAGACACUUUAUGUUGGUGUUUCCUGUUACCUGUAGGCUCAUCUAUGAAAUAUGGCUGAAUGUUGUUGUGCUAGUAUAGCAUGUACCACUGCCCUGGUGUUAUUGUAGGCUCACAUAACAGCCUCAGCUGACCUGAGAAUACUGGUUCCUCCAGAAACGUUUCCUGAGUCCUCAGGACCCACAGGACACAUUAACACACACACCACACACACACACAAUGGAAGUGCAUCUAGGCUGAGCUGCUCCAUUUACAUUUACAUUUUAGUCAUUUAGCAGACGCUCUUAUCCAGAGCGACUUACAGUUAGUGAAUACCUUUUAUUUUUUUUAUUUUUUUAUACUGGCCCCCCGUGGGAAUCGAACCCACAACCCUGGCGUUGCAAACGCCAUGCUCUAUCAACUGAGCUACAUCCCUGCCGGCCAUUCCCUCCCCUACCCUGGACGACGCUGGGCCAAUUGUGCGCCGCCCAUGAGUCUCCCGGUCGCGGCCGGCUGCGACAGAGCCUGGAUUUGAACCAGGAUCUCUAGUGGCACAGCCUUAGACCACUGCCCCACUCAGGAGAGUUGCUCCCAUAGAGUGCUUGUUUACACUGGUGUGGUUUGGCAGCAGCUUUCAUUGAACUGUUUUAAAAUGAGAGCGCUUGUAUGUGCGUGUGGGCCUGAAUACCAGUGCUCAAGAUAAGGUAAACAGAGUAAGUUGAAAUCUAUAGGAUAGGUAGACAAAUAAAUGGAAAAGAUCAUUUGAGCUGUAGAUGUGAUAUUGUUUGUUUUCCAUAACUGGAACACGGGGUGAAAUUGAGGCUUAUUUCAACACUUCACUGUGUCUAUAUCAUACCACUGUUAUAUCAGCCUGUUGUGUGUUCAGCUGGCUUUCAUAUCAGGGUAGUACAGAUAGUGUGUGUGUGUGUCUCUCUCUCGAUGUCAACUGGUAGAAUUCACAAGGUUAAAGGGAGAGUACGGUGUGGGUAGACAUGUCAUGGGAAUUUCUCACUUCAACUAAUGUCAAUCUCUCUCUGUUUGCCCCAACAGUGCGUGGGUUUGAGACGGAGGAGCAGUUUGAGGACUUUGUGAGGAAGGACCCUCUGUCUCGGAAGGUUCUGGCUGCUGUGGUGUUUGAGCACUCCUUCACUCACGAUGACGAGCCACUGCCCCAACAGGUUGGUUUAACAGUGUAUUCAUAUAGUUUGUAUUGCACUUAGGGCUGACCCCAAUUAGUCGACUGGUCGAUUGUUUGGUCGAUAGGCUGUUGGUUGACAAAUAUUUUUUUUAGUUGCGCUGUAGCAAAUAUAAAUUAUAUACACUGCUCAAAAAAAUAAAGGGAACACUUAAACAACACAAUGUAACUCCAAGUCAAUCACACUUCUGUGAAAUCAAACUGUCCACUUAGGAAGCAACACUGAUUGACAAUAAAUUUCACAUGCUGUUGUGCAAAUGGAAUAGACAACAGGUGGAAAUUAUAGGCAAUUAGCAAGACACCCCCCAAUAAAGGACUGGUUUUGCAGGUGGUGACCACAGACCACUUCUCAGUUCCUAUGCUUCCUGUGUGAUGUUUUGGUCACUUUUGAAUGCUGGCGGUGCGUUCACUCUAGUGGUAGCAUGAGACGGAGUCUACAACCCACACAAGUGGCUCAGGUAGUGCAGCUCAUCCAGGAUGGCACAUCAAUGCGAGCUGUGGCAAGAAGGUUUGCUGUGUCUGUCAGCGUAGUGUCCAGAGCAUGGAGGCGCUACCAGGAGACAGGCCAGUACAUCAGGAGACGUGGAGGAGGCCGUAGGAGGGCAACAACCCAGCAGCAGGACUGCUACCGCCGCCUUUGUGCAAUGAGGAGCAGGAGGAGCACUGCCAGAGCCCUGCAAAAUGACCUCCAGCAGGCCACAAAUGUGCAUGUGUCUGCUCAAACGGUCAGAAACAGACUCCAUGAGGGUGGUAUGAGGGCCCGACGUCCACAGGUGGGGGUUGUGCUUACAGCCCAACACCGUGCAGGACGUUUGGCAUUUGCCAGAGAACACCAAUAUUGGCAAAUUUGCCACUGGCGCCCUGUGCUCUUCACAGAUGAAAGCAGGUUCACACUGAGCACGUGACAGACGUGACAGUCUGGAGACGCCGUGGAGAACGUUCUGCUGCCUGCAACAUCCUCCAGCAUGACCGGUUUGGCGGUGGGUCAGUCAUGGUGUGGGGUGGCAUUUCUUUGAGGGGCCGCACAGCCCUCCAUGUGCUCGCCAGAGGUAGCCUGACUGCCAUUAGGUACCGAGAUGAGAUCCUCAGACCCCUUGUGGGACCAUAUGCUGGUGCGGUUGGCCUUGGGUUCCUCCUAAUGCAAGACAAUGCUAGACCUCAUGUGGCUGGAGUGUGUCAGCAGUUCCUGCAAGAGGAAGGCAUUGAUGCUAUGGACCGCCCGUUCCCCAGACCUGAAUCCAAUUGAGCACAUCUGGGACAUCAUGUCUCGCUCCAUCCACCAACGCCACGUUGCACCACAGUCUGUCCAGGAGUUGGCGGAUGCUUUAGUCCAGGUCUGGGAGGAGAUCCCUCAGGAGACCAUCCGCCACCUCAUCAGGAGCAUGCCCAGGCAUUGUAGGGAGGUCAUACAGGCACGUGGAGGCCACACACACUACUGAGCCUCAUUUUGACUUGUUUUAAGGACAUUACAUCAAAGUUGGAUCAGCCUGUAGUGUGGUUUUCCACUUUAAUUUUGAGGGUGACUCCAAAUCCAGACCUCCAUGGGUUGAUAAAUUUGAUUUCCAUUGAUCAUUUUUGUGUGAUUUUGUUGUCAGAACAUUCAACUAUGUAAAGAAAAAAGUAUUUAAUAAGAUUAUUUCAUUCAUUCAGAUCUAGGAUGUGUUAUUUUAGUGUUCCCUUUAUUUUUUUGAGCAGUGUAUAUUUCUUAUGGCACAUGAGACGCCUGUCUUAUUCGCACCCAGCUCAGUGAAAUAAUCCAUUGCGGUGGCAGAGACUAGUCCAUUGCGGAGGCCGUGGGGAUGUUUACUUCACCUCAAACAGCAAGCAAACAAAGUCUAUUUUUACAUCCAUUGAGAAUGAAAAUAGUUCCUCGAUGUAUUUGAAAAAAAUUUCCAGCUCUCUCCCUUUCAAUAAUCACUCAGUGUGAAAGGGGAAAAUGUCAUGUUCUGAUCCAGUGGAAACGUCAUAAAAUAGGCUUACCUGGUUACUUCUUAUCCCUUGCGCAAAUAGCUUGCAAAUAGCCUACAGCUGUGUCUGUCCCAAGCUCCCUGGGGCAGGAAACUCUGAGGGCCCAGAAUAUUUUAUACAAUGUUGCAAGUUUGCUAGCUUCGGGCCAGACCCAAGUUAAUAGUUGUAAACCAUAACUGGCAUGCAGAUUGGUAGAAAUAGUAAGAUAAAGUGUCAUUCCACAUGAGAAAGAUUGCCAACUCCUUGUGUAGACUAUUACCGGAAACUUCAGGAGAGUAAGGGCAGAAUCUGCGAAAGCCAUCAGUUGUGGGAGGAAGAUGGUCAGGUUACGUUUAUUGUUUAUUUUUCUGGUUAUCUUGAUGUCUUGCUCCCUCUUGAGUCAUUUGUGUCUUAUUUCAUCAAAGUGUGCUUAAAGCAUCAGACAAGCUCAAUUACCAGUCGUGGUCAAACGUUUUGAGAAUGACACAAAUAUACAUUUUCACAAAGUCUGCUUCCUCAGUUUUUAUGAUGGCAAUUUGCAUAUACUCCAGAAUGUUAUGAAGAGUGAUCAGAUGAAUUGCAAUUAAUUGCAAAGUCCCUCUUUACCAUGAAAAUGAACUUAAUCCCCAAAAAACAUUUCCACUGCAUUUCAGCCCUGCCACAAAAGGACCAGCUGACAUCAUGUCAGUGAUUCUCUCGUUAACACAGGUGAGAGUGUUGAUGAGGACAAGGCUGGAGAUCACUCUGUCAUGCUGAUUGAGUUAGAAUAACAGACUGGAAGCUUUAAAAGGAGGGUGGUGCUUGAAAUCAUUGUUAUUCCUCUGUUAACCAUGGUUACCUGAAAGGAAACACGUGCCAUCAUCAUUGCUUUGCACAAAAAGGGCUUCACAGGCAAGGAUAUUGCUGCUAGUAAGAUUGCACCUAAAUCAACCAUUUAUCGGAUCAUCAAGAACUUCAAGGAGAGAGGUUCAAUUGUUGUGAAGAAGGCUUCAGGGCGCGCAAGAAAGUCCAGCAAGCGCCAGGACCGUCUCCUAAAGUUGAUUCAGCUGUGGGAUCGGGGAAACACCAGUACAGAGCUUGCUCAGGAAUGGCAGCAGGCAGGUGUGAGUGCAUCUGCACGCACAGUGAGGCAAAGACUUUUGGAGGAUGGCCUGGUGUCAAGAAGGGCAGCGAGGAAGCCACUUCUCUCCAGGAAAAACAUCAGGGACAGACUGAUAUUCUGCAAAAGGUACAGGGAUUGGACUGCUGAAGACUGGGGUAAAGUCAUUUUCUCUGAUGAAUCCCCUUUCUGAUUGUUUGGGGCAUCCGGAAAAAAGCUUGUCCGGAGAAGACAAGGUGAGCGCUACCAUCAGUCCUAUGUCAUGCCAACAAUAAAGCAUCCUGAGACCAUUCAUGUGUGGGGUUGCUUCUCAGCCAAGGGAGUGGGCUCACUCACAAUUUUGCCUAAGAACACAGCCAUGAAUAAAGAAUGGUACCAACACAUCCUCCGAGAGCAACUUCUCCCAACCAUCCAAGAACAGAUUGGUGACGAACAAUACCUUUUCCAGCAUGAUGGAGCACCUUGCCAUAAGGCAAAAGUGAUAACUAAGUGGCUCGGGAAACAAAACAUUGACAUUUUGGGUCCAUGGCCAGGAAACUCCCCAGACCUUAAUCCCAUUGAGAACUUGUGGUCGAUCCUCAAGAGGCGGGUGGAGAAACAAAAACCCACAAAUUCGGACAAACUCCAAGCAUUGAUUAUGCAAGAAUGGGCUGCCAUCAGUCAGGAUGUGGCCCAGAAGUUAAUUGACAGCAUGCCAGGGCGGAUUGCAGAGGUCUUGAAAAAGAAGGGUCAACACUGCAAAUAUUGACUCUUUGCAUAAACUUAAUGUAAUUGUCAAUAAAAGCCUUUGACACUUACGGAAUGCUUGUAAUUAUACUUCAGUAUACCAUAGUAACAUCUGACAAAAAUAUCUAAAAACACUGAAGCAGCAAACUUUGUGAAGCCCAAUACUUAUGUCAUUCUCAAAACUUUUGACCACGACUGUAUAUAGUUGAUUUUAUUCAAACACAUACGGUGUGUCUAUAUAUAGAAAAAUACAAUCGAUUGGUCAAAAGAACAGACUACUUUCGGUCAACUAAGAUGUUUUUUAGUCUGGGACAGCCCUACAUUUCGCACUGUAUGCCUGCCCGUUUCCUAACAAACCAAUAAACUGUGUCUUAGUUUGUUCAUUCAUCAUUGAUGAAGGAGACAUACAGGCUUCAAGACUGGGAAGGGAAGGGGUGAGGGAACGGGCGAGAAGGUAGAGGGGAUGGGGUAGAGGAGAUUCAUGGCAGUGAGCGUAUUUGGGGGAAUUGGGAAAGUCUCUUAUCUGAAUCCUGUCCUUUCUGGAUAGAGGGGGAAGACCUACCCUCUGAACCACGUGGAUGUGGUGUUGAUAGACAGAUAACACAUGCAUUUAUUACAGUAUGUUUGUGACCAGUCACACUGGCUGGACAGCUUCACUGUACUUGAACCUAGGGUGACCACAUUUAAAAUGCCCAAAUGCAGGACAACGGUAUGAUUUUGCGGGACAUUCAUGGGACAGUGUAGUCUACACUUGAAUAGUUUUUCCCAAGUUACACGCACACAAAUCUCCCUACUGCUGCACCGAGCGAGCUAAUUGAAGUGUACCUUGCCUACUGUUUUUCCUCAAGCAAAAUGUUGUGAUGCAUAAACGAGAGACCACUUGCGUGGCAGUUUUAUGGAAAUCUGGGAAUAUAUGGUCAAGGAAACAUUUCAGGUUGGUCUCAGGAAAUGUAAAACAGUUAGGAGGAGAGACUUUUUAAAAUGGGAUUGAGUGAAGUAGUAGCAAAUAUGUUGAGCAACUAAUGAGCAUGAAGAGCCUCACAAGUUUGACGAAAUGACCAUUCAGUCUAAUACGGCUAUUUACUUACUUUUGUAGCUCUUCGUUAGACGCACGCACGCUUUUUGUAAGUUGUUAACGAUCCUCUCCAAGUUUAGCUGGAAUUUAGCCUGAAAGGAUUUGACAAAUGUGAUUGGGUGAUGAUAUGACAUUGGCCUACUUCUCUUCUUGCGCUGUGCAGAAUAUCAGAUCUCAACAACGAUUGGAGAAGUGUUUAACAUCACCAGCCCCACAUCCUUGAUAUUUAUCUUGUCAUAAGUGCAACGUGACUGCAAAAGAGACAGGUUGGAAUGUCAAUUCUCAUCAAAUGAAUAGGAAGUCUGACCGAAAUACGUGACAAAUGUACCUUUUUCCUAAAUUAGUGGUGUUUUAAUUUGUUGAUAAAAUGCGGGACAUGAUUGUUUGGUUGCGGGACGAAGGGCCAAAAUGCGGGACUGUCCCACACAAUCCGGUACAUGUGGUUACCCUACUUGAAUCUUGAACUCUGAAUCAGCUCUUUGUUUACAAAUGAAAGCAUCUGGUUCUCACUGACAGUAUUAUUGCCACUCAUUCAAAUACUUUAAUCCUGGAGUCACCUGCAGUCCAGCCAAGUCCUUGACGUGCUAACAUUUAACCACACUUAGUAUUUCCUCCUGGUUGAAGAGGCUAUACAGAACUUUUGCCUCUGGGGGUGCUCUUGAGCCAAAAGGGGUCCCCUAUAGAGACAGAAAUAUUCUACAGAAAUGACCUCAUUGGACAGAAAGCGGCAGACCUCGCCACACCCAUUUAGGUGCACCAAAAGCUAAAGUUUCACAGUGUAUUUUUAACCUGUGCAGCAGGAAUGACCUGCUGGAAGGAAAUCAGGAAAAAGAGACAACAGAAUUCCCUGGCUGGGUUGAUACUGUUAAAUCUCCAUAGGGAGGAUGGUGUCUGUCUGAAACAGUAAGUCUAUCGCGCUCUCCCAAAAGUUUGGUUGAUGAGUAAAACGCUCUGUGUAUGCUAUCCUGAUGCAGUAAAAACAAAAAUAUAAAAAUGAAGUAAGCUUUAUGCAACGUCUUUUUGAGUGCCGACCAAUCACACUCUAUUGCUUAUCUGAAGCAGUUAGUCUGACUGACAGGUUUAUGAAGCUGGACCAUGUUUAACCUGAGAGAGGCUCACUCACAGCCCGCUCUGAUGGGUGGAUGGAGAGCUUGGUUGUGUCCCAAAAUGGCACCCUAUUCCCUAUAUAGUGCACUACUUUAGACCAGGGCCCGUUGGGAGAUGAAUCGCAGUGUGUCUUGUCUUCUUUUCUCUCUCUCAUUCUCCCUCUCUCUCUGCCUCUUUUCAUCUGUCUUUUAGCGAGACCUGUGGUCAGUCAGUCAUGAGCAGAUUGAGCUGAUAGCUUGAUGAUCUCAGGCCCAGCGUCUGUCUGUCUGUCUGAGGAGUACAGAGAGAGGGUGUGUCUGUCUGUCUGUGUCAUAGUGGAAUGUGGUGGUGCUUAGGUGUGGGGUGGGCAGAGAGGUAGAUGGUGGUGGAUCAAUAUACACUACCGUUGAAAAGUUUGGGGUCACUUAGAAAUGUCCUUGUUUUCAAAAGAAAAGCAAUUGUUUUGUCCAUUUAAAAUAACAUCAAAUUGAUCAGAAAUACAGUGUAGACAUUGUUAAUGUUGUGACUGGCUAUUGUUGCUGGAAAAGGCAGAUUUUUUAUGGAAUAUCUUCAUAGGCGUACAGAGGCCCAUUAUCAGCAACCAUCAGUCCUGUGUUCCAAUGGCACGUUGUGUUUGCUAAUCCAAGUUUAUCAUUUUAAAAGGCUAGUUGAUCAUUAGAAAACCCUUUUGCAAUUAUGUUAGCACAGCUGAAAACUGUUGUGCUGAUUAAAGAAGCAAUACAACUGGCCUUCUUGAGACUAGUUGAGUAUCUGGAGCAUCAGCAAUUGUGGGUUUGAUUAUAGGAUCAAAAUGGCCAAAAACAAAGAACUUUCUUCUGAAACUCGUCAGUCUAUUCUUGUUCUGAGAAAUGAAGGCUAUUCCAUGCGAGAAAUUGCCAAGAAACUGAAGAUCUCAUACAACGCUGUGUACUACUCCCUUCACAGAACAGCGCAAACUGGCUCUAACCAGAAUAGAAAGAGGAGUGGGAGGCCCCGGUGCACAACUGAGCAAUAGGACAAAUACAUUAGAGUGUCUAGUUUGAGAAACAGAUGCCUCACAGGUCCUCAACUGGCAGCUUCAUUAAAUAGUACCCGCAAAACACCAGUCUCAACGUCAACAGUGAAGAGGCGACUCCGGGAUGCUGACCUUCUAGGCAGAGUUGCAAAGAAAAAGCCAUAUCUCAGACUGGCCAAUAAAAAGAAAAGAUUAAGAUGGGCAAAAGAACACAGACACUGGACAGAGGAAGAUUGGGAAAAAAGUGUUAUGGACAGACGAAUCGAAGUUUGAGGUGUUCGGAUCACAAAGAAGAACAUUCGUGAGACUCAGACCAAAUGAAAAGAUGCUGGAGGAGUGCUUGAUGCCAUCUGUCAAGCAUGGUGGAGGCAAUGUGAUGGUCUGGGGGUGCUUUGGUGGUGGUAAAGUGGGAGAUUUGUACAGGGUAAAAGGGAUCUUGAAGAAGGAAGGCUAUCACUCCAUUUUGCAACGCCAUGCCAUACCCUGUGGACGGCGCUUGAUUGGAGCCAAUUUCCUCCUACAACAAGAAAAUGACCCAAAGCACAGCUCCAAACUAUGCAAUAACUAUUUAGUUAAGAAGCAGUCAGCUGGUAUUCUGUCUAUAAUGGAGUGGUCAGCACAGUUACCGGAUCUCAACCCUAUUGAGCUGUUUUGGGAGCAGCUUGACCGUAUGGUACGUAAGAAGUGCCCAUCAAGCCAAUCCAACUUGUGGGAGGUGCUUCAGGAAGCAUGUGGGGAAAUCUCUUCAGAUUACCUCAACAAAUUGACAAUUAGAAUGCCAAAGGUCUGCAAGGCUGUAAUUGCUGCAAAUGGAGCAUUCUUUGAUGAAAGCAAAGUUUGAAGGACACAAUUAUUAUUUCUAUUAAAAAUCAUUAUUUCCUAUUCAAACUCAUUUCAUGUAUGUUUUCAUGGAAAACAAGGACAUUUCUAAUUGAUCCCAAACUUUUGAACGGUAGUGUACAUCAACUGGCCUUUCACAUCUACAAAAAGAAAAUAUACUCUUCCAGUUGUUCAUAAUGUCUUUCUCUUUCUCUCUUUUACUCUCCCUCCCUCCCUCCUUCUAUUCCUCUCCUCCUCCUCUUAUACCCUACAGGUCAGCUACCACCUACGGUUCACCUUUAGUCCCCGUAACGCCCCGGCCCAGGAGAAGUCUGAGCUAAACAUCAACAAUGACUUUGACUGGCACACCCUCAACCUGUUCCCCCUCUUCCAACUUCCCGGUCCCAGGGAGCAGUACGACCUCCAGGGGGGCACGCCCGGUGAGCCCUAACCCUAAUUGUAACCCCAAACCUAUCCCCUAAGUUUAACAUGGCCUUUGUACUCGUGGGGAAGUGGGAAAUGUCCCCACAAUGGAGAAUUUUCCUUGUUUUACUAUCCUUGUGGGGACUUUCAGUGAUUUCCGGUACCCACGAGGAUAAUAAUACACACACACACACACACACACACACACACACACACACAGUCUCAGGCUUUAUAUGUUUGUCUGUGUGUCUGCUCCAGGUCAUCUAUAAUUCACUGCUAGGCAAAUCCACGUCUUAUCUUAGCUCACUGGUCACCAUAGCAACACCCACCAGUAGUCUGCGCUCCAGCAGGUAUAUCUCACUGGUCAUCCCCAAAGCCAACACCUCCUUUGGCCGCCAUUCCUUCCAGUUCUCUGCUGCCAAUGACUGGAACGAACUGCAAAAAUCUCUGAAGCUGGAGACUCUUAUCUCCCUCACUAACUUUAAGCGUCAGUUGUCAGAGCAGCUUACCGAUCACUGCACCUGCACACAGCCAUUCUGAAAUUAGCCCAUCCAACUACCUCAUCCCCAUAUUGUUAUUUAUUUUGCUAAUUUGCACCCCAGUGUCUCUAUUUGCACAUCAUCUUUUGCACAUCUAUCAUUCCAGUGUUAAUACGAAAUUGUAACUAUUUUGCACUAUGGCCUAUUUAUUGCCUUAGCUCCAUAAUUUACUACAUUCGCACACACUGUAUACAGUGGGGGAAAAAAGUAUUUAGUCAGCCACCAAUUGUGCAAGUUCUCCCACUUAAAAAGAUGAGAGAGGCCUGUAAUUUUCAUCAUAGGUACACGUCAACUAUGACAGACAAAAUGAGAAAAAAAAAUCCUGAAAAUCACAUUGUAGGAUUUUUUAUGAAUUUAUUUGCAAAUUAUGGUGGAAAAUAAGUAUUUGGUCAAUAACAAAAGUUUCUCAAUACUUUGUUAUAUACCCUUUGUUGGCAAUGACACAGGUCAAACGUUUUCUGUAAGUCUUCACAACGUUUUCACACACUGUUGCUGGUAUUUUGGCCCAUUCCUCCAUGCAGAUCUCCUCUAGAGCAGUGAUGUUUUGGGGCUGUCGCUGGGCAACACAGACUUUCAACUCCCUCCAAAGAUUUUCUAUGGAGUUGAGAUCUGGAGACUAGCUAGGCCACUCCAGGACCUUGAAAUGCUUCUUACGAAGCCACUCCUUGAUGAUCCACACUCCCGGGCGGUGUGUUUGGGAUCAUUGUCAUGCUGAAAGACCCAGACAAUGUGAUUUUCUGGAUUUUUUUUUCUCAAUUUGUCUGUCAUAGUUGACGUGUACCUAUGAUGAAAAUUACAGGCCUCUCAUCUUUUUAAGUGGGAGAACUUGCACAAUUGGUGGCUGACUAAAUACUUUUUUUCCCCACUGUAUAUAUUUUCUGUUGUAUUUUUGACUUUAUGUUUUGUUUACCCCAUAUGUAACUCUGUGUUGUUUUUAUCGCACUGCUUUGCUUUAUCUUGGCCAGGUCGCAGUUGUAAAUGAGAACUUGUUCUCAACUGGCUUACCUGGUUAAAUAAAGGUUAAAUAAAAAAAUUAAUAAAAUAAGAUAUUGCCUGUGUGCAUGUUAAGACGGAUUACUGAUAAGACAGACAGAGCGAAGAGAGAGAUGGUGAGGGAAAGUGUUGGGAGGGAGGGAAGAAGACGUGGAAUGAGUGAUCAAUUCAGAGCGAGUCCGAGGGAAUUGGAGAGAAGGGUGUCAAAGUAUGUUUAUGGGUGAUUGUCCAUUCCAAUCAUUUCUGUAAUCAAAAUCCUGAUUAUUUGACAGGGCAGAGGAGCAAUAUAAUAUUUAAAAGAUAAGUACUGCAUUAUAGAUUCACUGGAUGAGAACUCCAGGGUUGUGUUCAUUAGGCCCCAAACGGACUGAAACAGGGAGGAACUAUCUGGACUGGUCCAAUAAGAAAUACUCCUUUUUGUGUUCCGUUGCAAAACAUUUUCAGUUGCGUGCCCUAAUGAACACCACCCUGAUCUGUCAUCCAUGUUGGUUAAUGAGACAUUAUUGACAGUGAAUCUUUUCAAGCAUAAACACAGUAAAUAUAGUAAACAAACACCAACUGUUUCUGCAGGCUCCUUCGGGAACAGUGGAUCAGAGCCAGAUACGAGAGGAAUGAGUUUGUGUGUGUGGAGAGACAGUAGCUGUCUGAAGCAUGACAAACACUUUUUUUUUAUUAAACACAACUCUACUUUGCAUAAAAGUGUCUCCUAAAUGGCAUAUACUAUAUAAAAUGUCAAAAUCUGUACUCCUACACAGGUGGGUUUAACCAACUGCCGCAGUCAGGUGCACUGUCAUUCUCUUGUUUUCACAGAUCACACACUCGAUGGGAGAGCUUUAGCUAUUUGCACAGCCCCUUGAAAGAUAACAUUUCCUCCCUGCUCCCUCCUUGUUCCCAUGGCAACCCUGGCUUUGUGUCACAGGGCCACAGUGUUUGGCUGAGCCCUGUAAUCUAGUGAUACCCUCUUGUCACACUACCUUUCUGACCCAAACUGUAUUUUUCACAGCUUUGCCUUUAUCAUCAGGAAACUUGAUGUUUUUUUUUUUUUUUGUCCAUCCACAUGGAUGCACUUAGUUCUCUCUGAUAAAUGGUGAUAGUGAUGGCUCAGAUAGUUGUUUUUAGAUCUUUUCCAGAAUAUUUCCAGAAACGAUGGUGGUGGUUGCAUAACAAGUAGUAUAUUAUAUAGAGAAUAGGAUGCCAUUUGAGAUUUGCCCCAUCUCUCUGCUCAUGGCUCCAGGUCCUCCAUCGUUGAUCCUGGCCUUUUGAUGCCCUUCCUCCUUCCUUUUUGAAGCUAUGUCCAUAUUCUGACUCCCGGAAGAGGAAGAGAUGAUUAACGAGGGAUGAGAACAGGAGAGAUGGCGUUCUGGUGUCCUCUACUGAGCCAGACCUUUGAUCUAAAAUUAAGUGGCUGUGUUAAUGUGUCUCUAAUGGGAGAUAUCAGGGUCAUGUUCAUUAAAGCACACAAUGGAAAACGUUUAUGAAAAUGUUCCAUUCUUAUUGGUAGUCCCUCCCUGUUUCAGUGUUUUUUUUUUCUUCAUUACUGAGGCCUAGCUCCUGCCUCUUAAUGCCAGUUAUCCCUUCAUCAGUUCAGAUUGUUCAGUGAAUAGCUGUUGUCAUCAUUUUCAGAUCAGCAUAUGUUAAUAUGAACUUUUGGUGGGGUGAAGGAAUGAUCUGGUAAAAAGGUCAGAUAAUGAGUCAUAAUUUCCUGUUUAUCUCCAUGGUAAUGGAAGAGUGUCAUACUUAGAACCAGAUGUUUUUUCCCACCAAAAUAUGACAUGAACAGGAAAAACAAUGGGCCCUAGGGAUAGGCUCUAACUAGGGCUCAGAGUUUUGCCAGGUCAAGUCAGGUGGUCAGGAAAAACUUGUGUCCGUGUCGUCAUGACUUGUGUCCGUGUCGUCAUGACUUGUGUCCGUGUCGUCAUGACUUGUGUCUGUGUCGCCAUGACUUGUGUCCGUGUCGCCAUGACUUGUGUCCGUGUCGCCAUGACUUGUGUCCGUGUCGCCAUGACUUGUGUCCGUGUCGUCAUGGCUUGUCAGUGUCAUCAUGACUUGUGUUUGACAACAUUGUCAGGAGACUGAUGAAAGAAACUCCCUAGGCUCCAGCCCAUGCUUUUACUGAUCCAUAGGGAGGAAUGCACAGGGGCCCACAUUGUGAGAAUUGAGACGCAUUUAUUCUAACAUAACCUGGCUCCUCUUUGUAGGUUACUUCCGCGAGGGCUUCCUGGCGGUGCAGCAUGCGGUCAACCGGGCCAUCAUGCGUUCCUAUAACAGCACGGGAGCAGCCUGGCUCCUCUCCCGCACCCGGGUGGUCCUCCGCCGGUUUCCCUUCCCACCGUUCAUCUACGACGUGUUCAUACUGGCCAUCCAGAACCAGCUGCCCCUCCUCCUGGUGCUCAGCCUCACCUACACCUCCCUGAACAUCGUGAGGGCCGUGGUGCAGGAGAAGGAGAGGAAGCUCAAGGUGGGUGAAGGGGUGAGGUGGUGGAUUACCUGUCUGUCAAUCAAGCAAACUGUUAAUCUCACUCUACUCACUCUCUACAGGAGUACAUGCGGAUGAUGGGCCUCAGUAACUGGCUGCACUGGAUGGCCUGGUUCCUCAUGUUCUUCCUCUUCCUCUCCAUCUCCAUGUUCUUCGUCACGCUGCUCUUCUGCAUCAAG
Messenger RNA from Coregonus sp. 'balchen', 15957 nucleotides. The record is from the annotation of a GenBank genome assembly. NCBI's taxonomy places the organism in Eukaryota, Metazoa, Chordata, Actinopteri, Salmoniformes, Salmonidae.